AUGAAAAAAUCAAAUUUGGAUUGUGUAAAUUAAGCAAUUCAUAAUUAAAUAGUUGAUGCUUCUAUUAAUCUAAGCUAAGACAAAGAGGAAAUGAUCAUAAAAAGGAAUAAGCUAUAAAAAAUUAUCAAACAUUCAGGUGGAUAAACUUUAAUUUCUUACAAUAUUGUCUUAGAUUCCUAAACAAAAACAAUGAAUGCAACAGUUUAUGAAGAUUUAAUGAGCUUCAUAGCCAAUUAUGUGAAUUAAUAAGAUAUGAAUUUACUAAUUUGUUUGUCUGAUGCUUUAAGCUAAAAUAAAAAUAGAUUACCAAAAUAUAUAUUGAAAUAUUCAAUAAUAGCUGAUUUAGGUUAAUAUAAAUAGAUGUUUUAAUAAAUAGAAUAAAUAUUGCUCAUUAUACAUGAAAACAUUGAAAAGAUUUGUAUUAAUGCAUAUAUCAAUGGGGAUAAUAACUUAGAAAACGACCUUAGAGAUUUACUUAUACAAUAUAAAGAGAUAUUAUGA
Molecule: messenger RNA, 501 nt
Organism: Paramecium sonneborni
Lineage: Eukaryota; Ciliophora; Oligohymenophorea; Peniculida; Parameciidae
Source: the annotation of a GenBank genome assembly